Molecule: messenger RNA, 1782 nt
Organism: Colletotrichum gloeosporioides
Lineage: Eukaryota; Fungi; Ascomycota; Sordariomycetes; Glomerellales; Glomerellaceae
Product: Protein artemis
Exons: 3
Coding region: 1-1782 (593 amino acids)
Biological process (GO): interstrand cross-link repair; protection from non-homologous end joining at telomere; double-strand break repair via nonhomologous end joining
Molecular function (GO): damaged DNA binding; 5'-3' DNA exonuclease activity
Source: RefSeq, a predicted model, not a curated record
AUGUCCACAUUCAAUGGUCUUGUCGCAGAGUUUCCUGAUAUUCGCAUUGACUUCUUCCGGAAACAUGCCGGCCAUCAUCCGCCACUCGCGUGCUUCCUGAGCCAUAUUCACAGCGACCACCUCGCAGGGUUGGAAAGCCUCCGCUCUCCGUUUGUCUACUGCUCCGCAGCCACGCGGGAGAUGCUCCUCCGUCUCGAACGCUAUCCCUGUCGCAUCAACUACGCCAAGGGUAUUCUGGAGGCUCGCGUGCAGACGUACAAGCAUCUCAAGAAUCUCCUCAAACCGCUGCCCCUGGAUACGCCAACCACCCUCGAGCUUGCUCCCGGAAGAUGCAUCCAGGUCACUUUGCUCGAUGCGAACCACUGCCCCGGUUCUGUAAUGUUCCUGAUCGAGGACACCCAUCACGCCGUUCUCUAUACGGGUGACAUCCGAAGCGAACCGUGGUUCGUCAAUGCCGUCGCCAGAAACCCAGCUGUCGUUGAGUACACCUGUGGCAUCAAGACGCUUGACAAGAUUUACCUCGACACCUCUUUUAUCCAGAAUGUCCCGUUUCAAACAAAGGCCAAUGGCAUUGCAGAGCUGUUGCGCAAGGUCGCUGUAUAUCCCGAUGACACCAUCUUCCACAUCCAAGCAUGGACCUACGGGUACGAGCAAGUAUGGAUCGCCUUGUCCAAGGCCUUGAGAUCCAGGAUCCACGUGGAUGACUACAAGAUGCGCGUCUUCUCUUCCUUGACUGGCAAGGCCUCGAACGAUCGCUUCAGCUCGUCCAUACAUCUGUGCCCUGAGGCACCGGCGUUGGCUGGUUACAUAUGCGGCAAUACACCCCAUCCAGGUUGUCUCACACGGGACGAGCACGUUCGGCUGCAUAGUUGUGAGAGAGGCAACUUUUGCUCAGUUGUUCGAGGCUCAAAAGUUGUUUCCAUCCAACCCCUUGUCGCUCAUCUUUCCAACGGAGCCGAAAUUGCCGAGGUCGGUGUCGGCGGCGGCGGAGACGACCUAGAGCGGGACGCAGAGCUUGACACGCUGUCGUCCGCCGAUGUCGAAGCCGUGCUCGCUUUGCUCAAGGAGAAGGGCGAUCUUUCUCAGGAAUCAAGGUCGCUGCUCCGGGAGCUCCUCGAAAAUGGGGUAAACACCGGGCGGAACAUGUCUCUCGACAUCGACAUCUCAUCCUUUGGAGAGAAGAACGAAGCAGCAAUCCUCGAUGCCUUCCGGUCGAUUGGGCAAAAGAGACAACCACCCAGCUCUAGUUUCCUCAGCACGGGAACCGAUUCCGAACCUCCCUUGCCAAAAACCAUCACUUUUCCUUACUCCCGGCACUCAUGCUACCAAGAGCUCUGCGACCUCGUCCGAAUAUUCCAACCGAAAGAUGUCUGGCCUUGCACCGUCAAUCCCACAGACUGGGUCAGGGAUAACAUCACCAUCCAUUCUCUAUUCGGAAACUUUUGCUCUGGUGACAGUUUCGCACAUGACCUCGAAAUGGAAAGGUUCGCCAGCCGGAUUGCGGGACCGCUCGAGCAACGGGUGUCUCAAAACAUUGACACCAGUCAACCCUCUGAGGGUGACAUUGGCAUGCCAACGUCGCAUUUCUCGCAAACAGGUCAAGCAGCCGAACCCGAGGCAGCCGUUCAAGAACCCGAAAGGACCGUGAAUGACGCGACCGCCGGGUCCGUGACGUCGCAACGGUCCAUUGGGAAUCUUGUUGGGGGCGAGUGGACCCCGAUCGGUUUGCUGUCCACCUUUGACCAUCAUACAAUGCUUGAUAAGGAGCUAGGAGGAAGAUAG